UAUAGAUACAGAUACGGAAACUUUUGUGCAGUUCGAGAUUUGGCAGAUCGAACGACCUAUCGUAAUAAGUACACUUGUAAACGAUAGUUCCCGUUUGAGUUUUCCUGUUUCAGGUGUUCCAAGGAAACACGGACAGCCAUCGCUAUGUACGCAACAUUUUGGACCGCCCAGUCCAAGCGCUUUUCACCCGUUUCUACCCUCUGACCUUCCACAAUGGGAUUGCCAUGAGAGUAGAGAUCCUGACUGAUGAGUCAAGAUGCGAACAGAAUGAAAUACGUUGUGGCGGCCCAUGUCAACCAAAGGAAAGUCUCUGUUGGCGUUUUGAUGGAUGUGUGCCGCGCAAAUAUCACUUCGGAGACAAACCCGUAUGUGAAGAUAUCCUGGAGACAGACUGCGGUUUGGAAUCAGCCGUUACGCUGGAUGAUCUCGAGUGCUAUGAAAUUACCAGUCAGUUCAGUCCGUGUGGGGACGAUGACAGUUCGGAAGUGUUCCACGACAGCCAGGCCUGUGACGGCAGGGUGGACUGUUCAACAGGGACAGACGAGGACAGCUGUGACGGAUGCGCAAUGGAAUGUUUGACUGGUCUGGAGGACCCGUGCAUCCCUCCUGGCUGGGUUUGUGACGGGAUCACAGACUGUCUGGACGGGAAGGACGAACACCGGUGUCUUCAGGGGGUGUCCAAAGACUGCUUUUUCUCCUGCCUCAACAACGUGCCCUGCCUGCCAACAUUGCAUCUGGGGGACGGCCACUGGGACUGUACUUCCGGAGAGGACGAAAGCCCCAAUCAUGUUGAAGAGGCUCUGCGUGACCAUUGGGGCACCUGCAGCCACACCUGCCCGUCCGUCUACGGUAACACGACCUGCGUUCCUGACGUCUUCACCUGUGACGGUGACGCGGACUGUUUGGGUGGAGAGGACGAGCAGAUGUGCGACGCCGGCACAACUGCGUCAUCACAUAAAGGUCCCGGUGAAUAUUGCCCGACGAUUUCCUGUUUUCUGCCCGGUGCUCCGGACCCUUACUGCCUGCCCACCCAUCUGAUCUGUGACGGACAUCCAGACUGUAUGUCGGAGGAGGACGAGCAGGGGUGUGGCGGUAACCUGGGAGGUUAUGUACACGCUCCUGUAGCCAUGGUCCAAGGACCGACAGGAGGAAUGACCGGUGGUCAAGAACCAACGGGAGAAACCACGAGUGGUGAAGAACCCACCCAUGACAAUGGAGCAACUACAGAACCAACCAGCUUUAAAGAACAAGAAGUUGCAGAUGUCUAUGCAAGUGGCCAUGGGACAAAGGGCCGAGCCAUAAUCUGGAUGACUGCUGCCGCUGUUGUCGUUGAGGUUUUCUUGAACUAUGCUUGGUAGACAGUGCAUUGUUCUACACUGCAGUAUUUGCUUUCUCAAAGUCAGAAUUUAUAGGAAAUAUU
Molecule: messenger RNA, 1420 nt
Organism: Branchiostoma floridae (Florida lancelet)
Lineage: Eukaryota; Metazoa; Chordata; Leptocardii; Amphioxiformes; Branchiostomatidae
Product: LDL receptor repeat-containing protein egg-2-like
Exons: 9
Coding region: 225-1358 (377 amino acids)
Cellular component (GO): plasma membrane
Molecular function (GO): protein binding
Source: RefSeq, a predicted model, not a curated record